AAUCAGUGAAUAGGCAUUUGUUCCACUGACAUGCGACAGGCCGGAUGGUUGAGUGAAAGGCCUUGAGGUGAAAUUACAUGGAAUCAAGGAUGCGACCGUGUCGCCAUAGGAGACAGGAGAGAUAGGGCACCAUCAAAAAGAAGAUUGUUGAAUAUUGCGAAACAAGGUGAGACCACGAAUACUGCUGUUGAUGCGUUUUGCAGAAGGCAUCGUCAUCGUCUCUCAUCUGCGGAAGAUGAAUAACACUUCAAGUACGCCGAGACGCGGGCUCCUCGGAAGGAUACCCAUCGAAGCAUUCACUUUUAUUUUGCGCUGUAUACGCAAAAUAACCACCACCCUGAGGGGGCUCCUCCCAAACAUACUCAACACCUGUAUAAAAGAAGAGACUCUUCAUAGGAUGCAAAUCAAAUCAACUAGUGGCCGAAUAGAAGAAACAUGAAGUGGGUGAUAAUUGCGCUGUCAUUCUUAACAACGAGUCGAGCGAGUUUAGAGCCAACGGGCUACAAACCACCGGUCACAUCGGCAACGUCCGACCAGUAUCUACCCCCAACUUACCGCGUUGCAUCACCACGGGGAGUCCUAACACCGGAAUCCCAUUAUCUUCCACCGAAUCACCAAAGCUUACCCCAAAAUGUAAUACCAAAUUCUCUGUACUUACCGAGUGCUCGCCCACCGAGUAGCCUCCACAAUUCAGUAUUCCCCUCAUCGCUCUCACUACUCAACGAACGCUACUUACCCUCCCAUCAUUCCUCUCCACCAAUUGCCACCCCAAGUCACCAUCAUGCAUCAGAUACCACACAAGAUAGCCGUAUCGGUCAUCAUGUAUCACCGACCUCAUCCCCGUCUACCUCACCACCCCGUAUAACUCAACACACUGCCAAUCGGAAUAUCGUUUCCUCUCAAUAUCUACCCCCGAGUCAGCGCGAUGAGACAUUCACCGAGGCAAUACCCUCAUCCACCUAUGUGCCGGCUAAUCAGAAUCAAUACGCUGAAAUCCAGCCCUCAAUAUCGAUCGUAUCCUCUAAUACCUAUCUAACGCCAAACAAGUUCUCAACUGCGUCGCCUGGAGGAUUCUCAGGAUCACAUCUCGAUCGUAGCGAUAGCCACUUAAACUCGGGCAGACUGAGUCAACCAGCGGGACACUACUAUCCCGAUAGUGGUUACGACAUAUCAGGAAGAAGUGGGGGAUACAUGUACGAGCAACCUCCAGCCAAGUACCAGUUUGAAUACCGGGUGAAUGACGAAUACGGUAAUGAUUACAGUCACAAAGAGUCGCGGGACGGUGAUAAUACCCAGGGCGUCUACACAGUCCUCUUACCAGAUGGUCGUAAGCAGAUUGUUCAUUACAAGGCCGAUCGAAAUGGCUACACGCCAACGAUCACGUACGAGGAUGCUGCACCAGGGAAGUCUGGGUACAAUCAAGGAUACUAGUUGGAUUAUCACAAUUUUAUCUCGCGCCAUAAUCUCAUUAUUUAUAUUAGAUGGAAUCUAUCAUUAUUAAACAAUGCAAUUGAAGAAGAUUUUUUGUAUCUACACCUAAAUACAAUAAAACGUCUGUUAUUUAAAUGCACUCUGUCAAGAGAAGAACGGACUCCAUAUUCCAAAAAUAAUUUCUAGACUAGAAAAAAAAGUUUCGUCAAGAAAUUUUUACUUUUAUGAAAAACGAUAAUAUCUGAUAAGAAAGGGAGUUCUCAUACUCAUGCAUAAGUGAUCAAUUUGGAGAUGGAACUCAAAGGUUAUUCCCCGAUUCUGCCGUCUAACUGUGGAACCGACCUUUCUAUAAAUUUUAUCUUCAUUAAUAAUUGAUAAAAAUCCGAAUUAUUCAGAAUAAAAAUGUGAAAGUCAGAUCACUUGACGCCCUCAUGGUGCAUUAAAAAUUGAGGACAGUCAUCCGAUUUCCAAAUUCUGAGGGAUUCUGAAUUCCACAUAUAUCAUGGACUCCGUGACAUGUCAGUAAAUUUUUAGCAGCCUAUAUCUGAUGUAUUGGAUCAUUAUUCAUAUAUUGUAUAACGAACUUUGUAUUGCGUCAAAUUGAAGAUAAUAAACUUGA
Diachasmimorpha longicaudata is the source of this 2050-nucleotide messenger RNA. RefSeq lists its product as uncharacterized. The coding region runs from base 436 to 1431 and encodes 331 amino acids. The record is from RefSeq and is a predicted model, not a curated record. NCBI's taxonomy places the organism in Eukaryota, Metazoa, Arthropoda, Insecta, Hymenoptera, Braconidae. The transcript is spliced from 5 exons. Gene Ontology annotation, cellular component: extracellular matrix.